AUGGCGAGUGAUGAAAGUUUUAUUUCGGAAAUUCAGCAGAUAAUGUAUAGUUUUGGAGAUUGUUCGAAACCUCUUUUGGUAUCAGUGAAACUUAUCAGUGAUGUCGUACUGAACGAAAUCAUCAAAAUUAUAUACCAGCUAGAAGAGGUAUGUGUGUUGCGAGAGAGUAAAAUGGUUGGCAUCGAAGAAAUUCUCUUCUUAUACAGAAAAAAUUAUAAAAAAUUAAAGCAGGUAAUUGAGUUUCUGAGAUUCAAAGAUUUAAAGGCCCAGUGCAUGAAGGGCACUAAUGGUGCUACUGGCGGAAAAGAUGGAAUUAAAAUGGAUGACGAUGAUAUAAUGGGUUCAACAGCUGGCAUAGCAAAGUUCAAAAACUGGAUUCUUCCACAUUGUUGUGAGACUCAAGUUGAGCUGAGCAGUCAAACGUGGAAUAUUCUUGCUUACUUUGCUAGGGAUAUGGUUGGAGAGCUCGUCGAAUGCUCACUGGCAGUAAGGAAAGGAUUUGAAAAAUCUUCUCAUAGAAAGUUAAGGAAGAAACACAGGAGAUAUAAACAGCAGCUGCAAAAACAACUGCUCGCCAACAACACACCACACAGUGGGCAAUUAUUGCAGAGUGAAUAUAUUGCACAAGGCAGCACAUCUGAACUGCCAACUUCAUUAGUUUCUCCAUCCUUCGGCCCAUCACUGGAGUCAAAACAAAACUACUUGACGGCCAAUGCGGACACUGAUUUCUCAGUAGGUGCCGAUCUUAAACAUUACCAAGCUAUCACAGUGUCUGAGAUUAGAGAAGCUAUACGACGGCUCUGCCUGUUGAAUCAGCCUCUUACUUGGAAUUUGGUUGGUUGA
Molecule: messenger RNA, 843 nt
Organism: Helobdella robusta
Lineage: Eukaryota; Metazoa; Annelida; Clitellata; Rhynchobdellida; Glossiphoniidae
Exons: 7
Coding region: 1-843 (280 amino acids)
Biological process (GO): transcription by RNA polymerase II
Molecular function (GO): protein heterodimerization activity; transcription coactivator activity
Source: RefSeq, a predicted model, not a curated record